GACGGGGGGGGCUUGCAUCCUUGACGGAGCCUCCGAAUCAGGGGCAGGAGCCGCCGCGGCACCUCCCCACCCCACCUCGCGGUGCCAUGUGGCGGGGCCGGCGUUGGCAGCUGCUGGCGGCGCCGGGAGGGCGGCUUCUGCUGCUGCUACUGGUCGGGCUGAGGGCGCGAGGGACGCUGGCUAGCGGCGAGUAUUGCCACGGCUGGCAGGAUGGGACGUCGUGGCGGGAAGGUUUCCAGUGUCCGGAGCAUUUCGACGACAGCGACGCCACCAUUUGCUGCGGCACCUGCGCGCUUCGCUACUGCUGCUCUCGCCCGGAGGUCCGCCUGGAUCAGGGCAUGUGCGACAACGACCGGCAACACGGCGGAGCCGAGCACGGCCGGCCUGACAAAGACCUGCCAGACAGCGCGGCAGUGCCUAUAUAUGUGCCAUUCCUUAUUGUGGGGUCUGUUUUCGUGGCAUUCAUUAUUCUGGGAUCCCUUGUGGCUGCUUGCUGUUGCCGGUGUCUGCGACCCAAGCAAGAACCACAACAAAGCCGGGCUCCUGGAGGGAAUAGGAUAAUGGAGACAAUCCCCAUGAUUCCAAGUGCCAGCACCUCCCGGGGAUCAUCCUCACGUCAAUCAAGCACAGCUGCCAGUUCCAGUUCAAGUGCCAACUCUGGUGCCAGGGCUGCUCCCACCAGAUCACAAGCUAACUGCUGUUUACCAGAGGGGACCAUGAAUAAUGUAUAUGUCAACAUGCCAACUAAUUUUUCAGUACUGAACUGCCAACAGGCCACACAGAUAGUGCCUCACCAAGGACAGUAUUUGCACCCCCAGUACGUGGGUUAUGCUGUGCAACAUGACUCCAUGCCCAUGGCCUCUGUCCCACCUUUCCUGGAUAGCCUGCAGAGCGGGUACAGGCCAGUUCAGUCACCAUAUCCCCACAGUAAUAGCGAACAGAAAAUGUAUCCUGCGGUGACUGUGUAACUCUUAAGAAGGGAAGGAAGCAAGAAAUCAAACCAGUCACAACGAUGCAUCAAGCGAAGGAGUAAUAACAACAAACUGUACAAAACAACAAUUUGUAAAUAAUUUUGGAAAACCUGUGUUUCAGACAGUGUCUAUUCCUGGUUUUCACUGGAUGCAGUAACAAAAACCUGUAUGAAGGUACCUGGAAGUGGUAUUUCUAGGUAAUGCCUCCAUUCCAGUGUAUAAUUUAUAAUGGCUAAGAAUUAUGCUGAAGGAGGCAGUGAUAUUUCUGUUACCAAACUUGCGUAAAUAAGUGAUUAAAUGCCCCUCAGGUACUUCCCAGUCAGUGGUAUUUGCCUAGUGAAUAGAAAACAUUUUGUAAUGUGACAAGACAAUAUUUUAGGAGUGUCUUGUUUUACCUUUUUUGUCCUAGGUACAAUGACUCUUCAUAUUGCUGUACCGACAAUCAUGCUUCACAAUAGUAGGCUAAAUGGUGCAAUCUUGUUAGUGUCAGUCCUAGGAACUUACUGGUUAUCUCAGUGGUAAAAAUGUAGUCAUUCCACUGUAGGAAGUCCAUAUUCCCAUCCUGACAUCCAUCUUCCUCCUCCCUUCUAUUGAGUUCUGCAGCAGUUGAUUUGAGAGAUCUUCUGCUGGAGAAUCUGGAGAGCCAUAAAAACAGACAAAUAAUCUGACUUCAUGUGACAGCUUCAUAUGGUUUCUUUUCCUAGCUAUAUAGCGUUUAUUUUCCAAUGGACUUGAAGUUUUGAUUUAUAGACUGGGAUUUAAGGAACUAAACCAGCCACGCUCAUUCAGAAAUAAGGAAACUGGGAUUUAUUUCAUAACUGCCUUUUCCAAAUAGCAAGUCCUCAUUACUCCAUAAAAGUUGCCUUUCAAAAUGUUCUCACUAAGAGGUCAGCCACUGUGACACAUCUCCUCAGGAGCAUGAAUAUGUCUGUGCAGUCCUUUGGAUUAUGGCCAUGGUCAAUGCAGAAAUAUUAUUUAUCUCAGGCAUUUUCAGAUCACAGUAAAUUACUCCAAUUAAAAUACCCAUGAAAGCCCCAAUAUCUGUUUUACUAAUCUGUGAAUUUCAGUGUUUGCUCACAAAGGCUCCUGCAUGCCUCAAAAACUGCAUUUGGGAAUGUCAGUAAUGUGAGAUUUGUGGAUUAUAGCCAAUACUUCAUCCAACAUGUUCCUAACUCCUUUUGUAUUUGAACACAAUACAAAAGUCACAUCUAUAUCAAGAAUUAACAUGGACCUGAGAAGGGGGAAUUCCUAUUUAAUAUGAAUAAAAAUAGGCCAAACAGUCACACGCUUGGAAAAUCCUACCCAAGUUUCAACAUUGGAGUCCAGAGGAAGAUUUAAAUUAGCAACCACAAGAAGAAUUAGAAAUUAACAAUAACAAUAUAAAAAUGUUACAAUGAAAAUGUGACAGUCCACAGACACCCAUGUAAAAACAUUUUUGAUGGCAUUAAAUCAAAACUAUAUUGCCCUGUACCAACUGAUCUCACUUACAAUAUCUCGUCACCCUAGUGUUACAGUAUAUCUUAUAGAGACUUAUUAGCAGUGACAUUAUUGUAUUUGAUUAAUAAAUUAGCUCUUAGUUGAAAAGACCUUUUUGGUCUGAGUAGAUCAAUUUGGCUUAAAAAUAUGAAGUGCUUUGGAGCUAACUGGAUUAUAUUCACUAUCACCUCAGAAGUAGAUUUAAAUUUUCCUAGCUGAAACGAAAGUUGAUGGUCUUGGGCUGCAAUCCUUUAUAUACAGAAUUAGAAGUAAGUCCAGUUUGACAUCAGUUGGGCUUCCUUCUUAGUGCAUAAAACUGCAAUUUCUCAUCCUGAAAUUCAUUGCACAUGUCCUGCAACUUAGGUGAAAAUCAGGUGAAUGUUUUGUUUACUUGUUUGGAAAAAAGUAAGUUAAAAUUGAAAGUAUUAUAGAAACUAAUUUACAACUACUUGGGAGAAAUGCUUUUCAUUGAGAAAUGUAUGAAUGUGAAAAAGUUCAUUGUAGAUUUGUUGAUUUAGAUUAAACGUGAUAAAGGCUUGAAUUAUGGAAUUGAAAUUGCUUCUGAAUGUCACAAUAGUGAUAUACAAUAGAAAAAUAGCAUGUGUGAGAAUAAAUGGAAUUUAGUAAAUGGUUCAACAUUAAGCAGAAAAUAAAAACUUCCUCAAGGAUGCACAAUAUAGUAAGAAUGAUGUACUUAACUAUGUGGUAAAGCAAGAAAAAAAGAAACAUUAAAAUGUAUGAGUGAUGAAUGAAUGUUAUUGACUAUGAAAGUGAGUGACCAGUAUGAAUGUAGUAUAUUGAGAUGGUACAGUAUGUACAGAUAGUGAGAAUUAAUGAGGAUGCAAUUGCAGAAUGAACUGUGAAGUAAGAAUGAUUGGUUGAGAGAAAGGCUAAGACCUACAAAAUUGUCUUAGGUUUAAAUUGAGAUUUUCAGAAAAACAUGACGUAUAAGGAACAAAAGGCAAUGUAUGAAGCAAUGUAUGAAUAUAAAAAGCAAGCAAGAAUGGUAUGCAAACAGUUGGAGACAUUAAAUAGUAUUGGUGUAAGCUAUUUUUUAGUUGUGUUUCCUUUUUUUAUGUAAUUCUUUUAGUCUCUUUGAUUUAUAAGGUCUUUUCUGUGCUCUGCAUAAUUUACCAAUCCUGAAAGGGAAUAACAUAAUGUGUAUGUAUGUAUAUACAGGGAAAUGCUCUUGAGUUGUAAUAAAAAUGAUUUGUGAUGUGGUGUUUUAUAUGUCAUGUAAAAUAAGUAAAAUAUUGUUAAUGUUCGGUUUAAUUUUUAAAAAUUUCUUAAAAGAGCAUUUGAGUGAUUCUUACAAGUGAAAAAAAAAUCUUUUGUUUCAUAAUAAAUAUUUUAUGGUGUGAA
Molecule: messenger RNA, 3809 nt
Organism: Pantherophis guttatus
Lineage: Eukaryota; Metazoa; Chordata; Lepidosauria; Squamata; Colubridae
Gene: SHISA2
Product: shisa family member 2
Biological process (GO): negative regulation of Wnt signaling pathway; negative regulation of fibroblast growth factor receptor signaling pathway
Cellular component (GO): endoplasmic reticulum
Source: RefSeq, a predicted model, not a curated record